AUGGCUGGUGAAGUGGUCCUUCUAGAAAUGAUGGCAACGUUUUCAUGUAAACCACUGAGGUCGAUCGCUAUCAGUGAACACUUUCUUGCCUGUGUAGCAUUUAUGUUGAGCAGAACGUCGAAGCGCUUGCUAUCAGCUCAAAUAAAUGCAGACAUACGUAAAAAAGUGCUGAAAGUUGGAUCACUCCGAGUUCCCAUUGUGGGUGCUACGCGACCUGAACUCGUACCUGCGAGGGGCAGCGGUCCUGCUCUUCAACAUUUCUCUGGUGAUGUUUUGGCACAUCUGAAAUGGAUGCUCCAAAAGGAAAUCUUGGGGCAAGACAUAUUUUUGAUAGGUGUACCAGGAUCUUUUCGAUCAGAUAUUGUGUUGCAAUACCUAGAAUUGUGUAAUCGGGAGUACGAGUACCUUGCAGUAACUCGUGAUACGACAGAAGCCGACAUAAAGCAACGCAGAGAGAUUCGUGGUGGAACAGCCUAUUAUUCCGACCUUUGCGCUGUUCGAGCUGCUCUUCAUGGUCGCGUAUUGGUCAUCGAUGGUGUAGAAAAGGCGGAACGCAAUGUGCUUCCCAUUCUGAAUAAUCUUCUAGAGAACAGGGAGAUGCAACUGGAGGACGGUCGCUUCCUGAUGCAUCAUGACAAGUAUGAUAAACUUUCAAAAGACCACUCAGCGGCACAGUUGCACGAAAUGGGUCUCGAGAGAGUCUCUGAACGUUUUCACAUAAUAGCGCUUGGUCUGCCGGUCCCUCGCUUCACAGGAAACUCUCUGGACCCGCCUUUACGCUCGAGGUUCCAAUGUCGCAACGUACAGGAACCAACUUUCGAGGACACUCGACGUAUGUGCCAUCACUUAGCCCCCAAGGUACCCUCAAACUCUGUCAAUGAUUUGGUUUCUAUGAUUUACGCAAUCAACUCGCAAUCCGAUCUCGGCAUCUCUCAAGUUCCUAUCGAUCUCAUUCCCAGAAUCAUGCGGAUGUGGAAUGCUGCCCCGAUGUACUCGGCUGAGGUAAUGUUCAACUUCAUAUACCCAUGUAAAAGCAUGUACAAAGAAGAUCAAGUGAAACUUGUAGAUGAUUUCAUAGCCAAAUUCAUCAGUGGGGGCAAGAUCUCGCUAUCCGAUUCGAAACCAUCUGCGAAAGCAGCUCCAUUAAACGCAGCAAAAAUGCAGGCAACUACACCCUUGUUAAAAAACGAAUUCUUGUCCACACCGACCUCUGAAAACACUAUCGCUGAUCUCGCUGUGGCGCAUUCUAUAGGAGAUUUUGCGCUUAUAGGUGAUAGAGGAUCUGGCAAAACGAUAAUACUGAAGGAGUUGGCUGCUCGUUUAAGCUUUAAGGCGGAGACAAUGGUGCUCUAUCAGGACAUAAAUUCACGUGAGCUCUUUCAACGUCGGCGUAUGCUUGACAAUGGAGAUACGAUGUGGGAGGACAGUCAACUUGUUGUUGCCGCUAAGAGAGGGGAUGUAUGCGUUCUUGAUGGCAUUGAAAAGGUUCACUGGAGUGCGCUCGAAUCGCUACAAACACUUUGCCAUCAUCGUCUACUGUUUUUACCAGAUGGUAGUCGGUUGGUUGGAGAGGAGGAAUUCGGCAAUGUCCAAAAGUCUACGGGAUACGAUGAAAAUUUGCUAAACUCGAAGGGGGUAUACAAAAUUCCCGCGAGCUUUCGUCUCGUGCUCAUCGGCGAUACUACUUUCACAGAACAUCGUUGGCUCAACGAAUCUGUGAUGAGUCUCAUGCCAUUCAUUCAAAUGCGAAACUUGACACCAGAGGAAAAGUGCGACAUCAUUAAGGGGGUCGUGCCAACAGCUGCAGCGGAGACCGUUUCAAACCUUGUUAACUUCGUCGAACGAUUAAGAUCAUCCACCGAUGCAGGGUUACGUGGUAUCGCAUCUUCACUAUCUGUGCGUAAGCUCAUUCAUAUUAUCAGAAGAGACUCACUCCAUCGCGGGGAACUCAGAGAUCUCAUCGAAAAUGCUGCGCUGGCAAAAUUCCUUCCUUCGGUUGUACGAUUAUCCUUCUAUUCUGAACUGGACAAAACCAAUUUUACUACCGAGGAUACUCUGGAAGAAUUCUCUGACGACGUGUCUCAUCUGCUGGAUCAACGUAACAAGGAAGGGAAUGCGGCAAUGAUACCAGACAUUCUUUUUUACGAUAACAAGGAGCACAUGAGUGUAAUCCAAAAUAUGGCUCGUGAUAUGAGACUAGGAGCGCAUCUUCUGUUAAUCGGAAAUCAAGGCGUGGGGAAGAACAAGAUCACGGACCGAUUUCUCCAACUUAUUCAAAGGCCUAGGCAGUACAUGCAGUUGCAUCGGGAUACGACAGUGGAAGCACUUACUAUGCAAUCCACCGUGGAGAACGGAGUUUUGCAAUAUCAAGACUCAGCACUGGUUCGUGCUGCUAGAGCAGGUCACGUCCUUGUGGUUGAUGAAGCUGAUAAAGCACCAUUACAUGUGAUUGCUCUCUUCAAAAGCUUGCUCGAUUCCGGAACAUUGCUGCUUGGAGAUGGUAGACGCAUACAGCCUGCUCAGUCUUCCUCAAAUGAUCGAUGCAUACCACUUCAUCCAGAUUUUCGCAUCAUCAUGCUCGCUAACAGGCCAGGCUUUCCGUUCCUUGGAAAUGAUUUGUUUGGUGUCCUGGGCGAUCUUUUUUCUGUUCAUAUGGUGGACAACCCAAGUCGUGAAAGCGAGCUCAAUAUGCUAAGAAAAUAUGGCCCUGAAGUAGAGGAAGCGACGCUUUUGAAACUGAUGGCUGCUUUCUCAGAGCUCAGGGAAAUGGCUGAUGAGGGAGUACUGCAUUACCCUUACUCUACUAGGGAGCUUGUCAAUAUAGUGAAACAUAUCAAUAAAUUUCCAGACGAUUCUUUGACUGCUGUCAUAAGAAAUGUCUUUGACUUCGAUGCAUUCUCCACUGACACAAUAAAUUCGAUCGAGGAAGUGUUUCAAAAGCAUGGAAUACCUUUUGGCGUCGAAGGACUCGCGAAUCGCGUUUUUCUCUCCUACCGAUUUCCUCUCGAUCCUGCUUCUUCCAUUGGGCAUUGGGGAUUAUACGAUAGUGAUGCACCGUAUACGGUGGACUCCAGCGAGGAAUAUAUAAGAGUAAAGGAUGGAGCUGUCGUGAAACACAACUCACUAAGGCUUCUCAAAAAACAUAUGCGAGCGAAGGAAUUUACAGAACAGGAAUGUGUUUGGCAGAUCCCUAUGCUUGACGUGAACAUAUGCUCUGAUGGAGUUAUGUUAGGGAAUACACUCGUUGUGGCCACCGUCAAUCCUCCCCGUCUUUAUGUUAUCAAAAACUUGAAUGAAGCUGACCAGGUUCACGAACUAGAUAUUUCUGCAAUGUUCAACUUGCGUAGAAAUCUCAUCAAAUUCCAACCAAGAAUCAAACUUUCUUCUUACGGAAGUCGUAGAGUUUUGGUCCACGAAGAGGUGACAAAUUCAAUCUGUUUGGUAGAUUUAGAAAGAAAUGUGCUUCAAAAUGUCAAGUUGGAAUACUCGGCGCUGGAUAGUGUUGCUAAAUUGUUUGAUAGCGGCGAGUAUCGGCUUGUACGUGGUGAAAGUCCUGUACUUUUUGGACGUGAUGGAACUCAAAUUUUUCGUUUCAAUCCCAAUGGGAAUGUGACUCUGAUGAGUUUAGGAGAAGAACUCGUUAACGUGCUGCACCUAGAGAAUGAUAUGUAUGUCACAAAAUCAAAGAAUGGAAAAGUUAGUCUACUGUCGAAGAAUGACAACAAGUGGGAAUGUCGAGAUACUCGGUUCUCUAGCACUAUACCCAUUGAUCUGGAUAGCAUUUCUAAACAGAGUGGAACAUUAUAUCUCUCUUCCGAAAACUUCUACUAUCUCAAAACCGAUGGAUUUCCAUUUUCAGUGGAUCGGUCACAACUACUUGGAGUUGUCCGCCAAAUCCCCAAAGAAGUGGUAGAUGCCCGUAGGCCGCAGUAUUUGUCAGACCAAGAAACGGCCAAGUUCAUGGACUCCCAGAAAAGUAUUCUGACGUUGCGUGACGGAGUGGUUGUUAGAGCCUUGCCUAAGUGGAAGGUGCCUCAAGAAGCAGUAAAAGAAGGUGCGGAGCUGCACAACAUUGCUGGAUUUCUGGAAGUGAUAGAUACUGUCAAUAACUUCAGACAGUAUGUCCCAGUUCCUUGUCCACUCCAUCACAGCUAUCAUGGCGACAAAAUGCUCACCAUUGACGCAAGUGGAGGAGUGCGUACCUUCGAGUUAUCUGAGACAACACUGGGGAAAUCGUAUAAGCAAUGGAAGCGCUUAGUAGGAGGUAACGAAGAUGGCGACCUGCGGAUCGAAUACGAAGAUGGGAGUUUUGACGUCUCAAAGCUUCUGGAUCCAAAAAUUGGAAAAUUCGACCCAAACAAUGCUCCACAUCACGGAGGAAACCAGUGGAUGGGAGGAACUGGAGGGUAUAGUACCGCCGGUCUGGGCGGUGUAGGAGGGCCAUUCAGACUGGACGCAGGACAUGAAGUGCAUCAAAUGCCUGAGUCAGCCAAACGACAAGUUCCUGAGCAUAUAUUACGAAAAGCUAGAGAGAUCGCAAAGGCUGAAUAUCAAAAGAAACUCAAGGAAAUCGCUAUGUCUGAAUAUGACGCGGAUGCGUACAUGGCGCUUUGGAAUAAAAUUGAAAAGCAGUCUAGUCUUUUGCGAUCCAUUGUUGAGCAGCUAGAAGCGAAGGAGAAAGAGCGUCAGUGGGCUCGUCAUCAAACUACCGGUGACCUUGAUGAUGGGAAGCUUAUUGAGGGGAUUACUGGCGAGAGAAAUAUCUACAAGCGGCGCAUAGAUAAGGUCCCUGAACCGGGAACACCGCAGAUGAAGCCAAAGAGGAUGAGACUUUGUUUCGAUGUGUCUGGUUCUAUGUAUCGCUUCAAUGGUUAUGAUAAAAGGCUGAACAAAUCUCUUGAAGCAGCUCUCAUGGUCAUGACGUCAUUCGAAGGCAAAAGUGACAAGAUCAUUUAUGACAUCACUGGACACUCUGGAGAUGGGCCUUGCACAGAAUUCGUUAAAGAAGGACGCUAUCCGCAAAACAAUAAAGAACGACUGGACAUUCUAAAGCAGAUGCUAGCUCAUACACAGUUUUGCUCCAGCGGUGACUUUACGGUUGAGGGUCUGGAAGAUGCGGUUCAGUAUUUGAGCAAAAAGAAAGACUGCGACGAGAAGUUUGUUGUUCUUAUCUCUGACGCAAAUUUGGAUAGAUAUGGAAUAUCGCCCAAAGAAUUAGUGAGGGCCAUGAACAAAAAUGAAGAUGUCCGCUCAUUUAUAAUAUUGAUUGGUUCUCUUGGCGAACAAGCAGCUAGGCUCAAAGAGUCGUUGCCGGUUGGAAAAGCAUUUGUUUGUGAAAAUACAUCUGAUCUCCCAAAGAUAAUGCAGAGCAUUUUUGCAUCUACCUUAGCUUGAUCACCUCCUCUGCUCAUGAAGGUUGCACAUCGUUCCUCAGAAUCAUAAUGAAGUUAUAAUUUGCAUUGUUCUGUAUUAAGAUAGGGUCAUUGAACAAAGAAGAAAGUAUUUUCAAAAAACAAGCUUUUCACG
Cylicocyclus nassatus is the source of this 5526-nucleotide messenger RNA. The record is from the annotation of a GenBank genome assembly. NCBI's taxonomy places the organism in Eukaryota, Metazoa, Nematoda, Chromadorea, Rhabditida, Strongylidae.